UCAAUGGACACCUUCACCAACAAACUUAACGAAGAAGAAACCACCAAUUCUCACGACACACCGCCGCUAAACCCGACAUCUUCUCAGCCAUUCGAACCGUGGAGGCGCCUCACCAAUGAUCAAGAAACUUCAGUCAUGGUUGCUGCUCUCAAAAACGUCAUAAUCGGCCGCUCAAUUCUCCGGUCAUCAUCUCAAUACACGUCCGCCUCUAGCGAAGCCGUAGACUCCGUACUCGCGGUCCCGCUUCCUCAAACAUGCCCGGUAUGCAGGAUCAAUGGUUGCUUAGGGUGUAACUUCUUUACGGAGGAUAAAAAAUUACAGAAAAACGACAUGGGUGACCGAGGGGGAGUCGGUCCGAUAAGAAAAAAGAAGAAUUAUAGAGGUGUAAGACAAAGACCAUGGGGAAAAUGGGCCGCGGAGAUUAGAGACCCUCGGAGGGCAGUUCGGGUAUGGUUAGGUACUUUUGGGACCGCGGAAGAAGCUGCUCGGGCUUAUGACCGAGCUGCUAUAGAGUUCCGCGGGCCUAGAGCGAAGCUCAACUUUCCGUUAACGGAUUAUGAGACAACAUCUUCGGCAUUGACCGAUAACUCGCAACAAGCAUCUUCGUCAUCAAGAGGACUAGAAACAAUAAAAGGUAAGGCAACUGGAAAAGAGACUGAUUUAGAAAAGGAUAAUUUGGAGGGGAUUGAGGAGAAAUGGAAUGAAGAUUGGAUGAUGAUUAAUGAAUUUAAUGGCGGGAGUGUUUGAGUAUUUUAAAUAUGUAGUGUUGUAAACUAUUUAUUAUUUUUUUUUUUAGUUUUUUGAAAGCUUGCGACUAUUUGUGCGAGUUGUUCAAUGGAGGUGUGGAUAUAUACACAAUCUGUAAAAGGGUAUUUUUUUCACCAA
Helianthus annuus (common sunflower) is the source of this 885-nucleotide messenger RNA. RefSeq names its product ethylene-responsive transcription factor ERF109. Lineage: Eukaryota; Viridiplantae; Streptophyta; Magnoliopsida; Asterales; Asteraceae. The transcript has a single exon. The record is from RefSeq and is a predicted model, not a curated record. Gene Ontology annotation, molecular function: DNA binding; DNA-binding transcription factor activity. Gene Ontology annotation, biological process: ethylene-activated signaling pathway; regulation of DNA-templated transcription. The coding region runs from base 4 to 747 and encodes 247 amino acids.